Hypomesus transpacificus is the source of this 11614-nucleotide messenger RNA. RefSeq names its product multiple EGF-like-domains 8 (gene megf8). Gene Ontology annotation, molecular function: protein binding; calcium ion binding. The transcript is spliced from 44 exons. Lineage: Eukaryota; Metazoa; Chordata; Actinopteri; Osmeriformes; Osmeridae. The record is from RefSeq and is a predicted model, not a curated record. Bases 560 to 9895 code for a protein of 3111 amino acids.
GGAGGGCAAUGCUGAGAUGUGGGGUUUAGUGCUGCCCAGCACAAAGGUAUACCUACUGUUAUGGACCUUUUGUUUUGGCAACCACGGACUAUAUGUCACUCGUCAAAACAGCCAGCAGGAAGGGAGGCGAUAAUUUUAGAUCUCCACCGUGGUCCAUGUGGACGGAAAAAACUGAUUUUACAAUCUGACUCAGAAUCCUUUGCUGAAUACCAUCUGUUUUGAAUAUUAUACUGCAAAACCGGCCAUGUCGAAUGCGUAUUUGCAUCUGGACGUCGAAGCUAGCUAGCUAGCUAGCUAACUGGAUAGCAGCAAACCACUGUACGCUUCCCCUCUGUGAUGGUUGGUUUGUGCUAACGCUGGCAGGGAUUCCAGGCGUCGAGCUCCUCCUAUGCUGCUUGAAAACCGACGCUAUUUGAUGGUGUGUUCAGCUGGCAAGCGAAGGAAAAUGUAAAAUAUUAGCGAACAAAGUCGAAGACACGGGGGCAGAUUCCCAGUCAGUGAUUGAGGUACUGGGAUUGACACCUUUAUCUCCACCACCUCUCUCUCCCUCCUGGUGUGGAUGGGGGAGAGGAUGGCGUCCCACCUCCCUGUCCACCUGCUACUGCUGCUUGUGGCCUGGGCCCCGGGGUGCAGAGCAGGGGACUGCAAGGGCCACAGGCAGGUGUUGAGGGGACCUCCAGGAUAUGUCACAGAUGGACCUGGGAACUACUCUGUUAACGGAAACUGCGAAUGGCUCAUCAAAGCCCCCAGCAACAACCAUCGUAUUGUCCUGAACUUCACCUUCAUGGAGACAGAAUGCACCUACGAUUACCUGUUUGUCUACGAUGGAGACUCGUACCAGAGCCCCCUACUGGCCAGUCUGAGUGGCAACACCCUGCCUCAGCCCAUAGAAGCCAAGUCUGGCAAGAUGCUGCUUCACCUGUUCAGCGACGCUAAUUACAAUCUUCUGGGAUUCAAUGCCACCUACACGUUCUCUGUGUGCCCUGGUGCUUGUGGGGGCCAGGGGCGCUGCGACACAGCUUCCUCCCAGUGUCAGUGCCUCUCGGGCUGGGGAGGAGUGGACUGCACCACCCCUCUCUGCCCCCAGGCCUGCGUCUUGCACGGCACGUGUGACAAGAGAGGAGAGCGCUGCCUCUGCAACUCGGGUUUCCUGGGUCAGAGCUGUCAGCUCGGUCUCCGUGAUGACAGCGGGGCGGGGCAGUGGUGGAACGUAAACGGGGGCGACCCGUACACGCCUGCCAGGACAGGGUCAGCUGGGGUCUACCUGUCCUCCACUGGAGCCAUGUACCUGUUCGCAGGGUUCGACCUAAACAGAGCACUGGGAGACUUGGUGAAAUACAACUUCAGCUCCAACCAGUGGGAGAACAGGUCCUAUGGACACUCUCCAGUGGCCCGUCACUCUCACACAGCGGUAGAGUGGAAUAGUCAAAUGGUCAUCUUCGGGGGCGAGCUCGCUAGUGGGGCCCUGGCUAGUGACGUCUGGGUUUACCGGCCACUUCUGGACGACUGGAAGCAGCUCGGCCAAUCGGAUUCCCCUGGGGCCCCGAGACUUGCCAACCACGCGGCAGCCGUCGUGGACGAUUAUCUCUACGUGUUCGGAGGGCGCACCGAGGAGGACAUGUUCUCCUCGUCCCUGUAUCGCUUCAGCCUGCAGGCCCCUGGGCUGUGGGAGGCGGUCCAGGCCACGGGGGGGAAGCCUCCAGCCACCGCGGGCCACUCCAUGGUGUUCCACCAGCCCUCCAGGACCCUGCUGGUGUACGGGGGCCACAGGCCCACCACGGCCAGGUUCAGUGUGCGGGUUAACACCACAGACGAGUUUCACGUGGAGCGGAGGUUCUGGACCUCGUUUCGCUCCCGUUUCCCGGCAACGGGGCCCAGAGAGAGGGCCUUCCACUCCGCCACGGUCAUCGGCAAUUACAUGGUGGUCUACGGUGGGAACGUCCAUAUCCAUUACCAAGAGGAGAAGUGCUACGACGAGGAGAUCUUCUUCUACCACCUGGGCUGUCACCAGUGGGUGUCUUCUGGAGAGAGCCUCGUGCACAGAGGAGAGGCUGUGAGGGGGCGCUACUCCCAUGUAGCUGCCGUGAUGGAAGGGAGAGUGCUUCUGGUUGCCGGGGGUUACAGUGGCGUUGCCCGUGGAGACCUGGUGGCUUACAAAGUUCCGCUGUUUGUCAGCAGCGACCCAGGAGACAGGGACGCCGUGUGUGCCGAAGCACCAGACGAGAGCAUGUGCUUGAAGAACCCAGAAUGCAGCUGGUGUGAGGGGCGAUGUCGGGAGUACCAACCCAACGACCCGUGUGGCAGUACGGGCUGCCUGGGUCUGGCCCGGUUCCUGUCCGACUGCCAGUCCUGCUUGGUGUUCAGCGGAACGCCCAAGUCCCUUCCCCGCACGCCAGGAGACUUCGGCUGGUGCGUCCAGAACGAGUCCUGCCUGCCCGUGUCAGAGCGCAGUGCGUGCCGUGUGGACCAGAUCUCCGGGGCGUACGGCUGGUGGGGAGAGCGUACCCGUUUCCUAACCUCCCUCCACCUCUGUCGCACCGACAACUAUGUCCCAGGACUGCACCUGCUCACCUUCCAGCACCCCCGCAACGACUCCCAGCCCGACAAGGUGGCCAUCCUCCGCAGCACCUCCAUCAUCCUCAGCCCCACCACGGAGAUGGACGUCACCCUGCAGUUCCGGGGCUUCAUCCACCCGCUGUGGGGUGCCCCCCCGCCGGCGCCCCCCCCCACCGAGACGGUCUCCAUGUCGGCCCGCAUCCAGAGGCUCCACUUCGAGGCUCGCAUGGCCUCCGGACCCAACUCCUUACAGCUGAAGGAGGUGGUGGGUCGCUGGGCGGCUCACCAGGAGAAGGAGACCAAGCUGCUGUCCCGCCCAGACGGGAGUGUCCUGUUCCCCAACCUGACCCGGGGGAACCACUACCUGGUCCAGGCCGAGGGCUACCUGAAUAACUCCGGCUCGGGCCAGACCAGCGAGAUGGCCCUCAUCUGGAACAGGACUGCUCUACCCGGGGGCAGUGAGAUUUCCUUCCUGUUCCUGGAGCCGUACCGCUCCGGCUCCUGCUCGGGGUACCAGUCCUGCCUGGCCUGCCUGUCGGACCAGUCCUGCGGCUGGUGCCCCUCCCUGGCCCGCUGCCUGGCACGCGCCGGCCUGCACCUGGAGCUCUGCCCGGAGGACUCGGGGGAAGGAGAGCACCACCUGCUGUUGGCACCGCAGCACUGCACCCUGUGUGAGGAAUACAGGGACUGCUCCGCCUGCACCCAGGACCCUUACUGUGAAUGGCAAAUCAACUCAAGCAAGAAGGCUGACUACCAAUGCAGCCGACGGGGGAGGCUGGAAGGUUCCAUUCGAGAUCCGGGGGUGUGUCCGAAAGUGUGCAACCAGAGGAAGACAUGCGGGGAGUGUCUGUCCAACUCCAGCCAGUGUGCCUGGUGUGAGUCCGCCCAGGCCUGCUUCUACUUCGCGGCCUACCUCACCAAGUACCCCUACGGAGAGUGCAGGGACUGGUACGACAGUGUCCACUCUGUACCCCAGUGUAAGCAGUGCUCUGCCCUGGCUACCUGCACUGACUGUCUGGAGACCUUCCAGUGUGGCUGGUGUGGGGACUACAACAACCCCACCAUCGGCAGGUGCCUGAGAGGGGACUGGGCGGGUUUGGACGAAGCGUCCGUCUAUAACUGCAGUGUCGCCGUGGCAGACGUGCGAGCCACAAGCCCCGAGCCCCAGACCUCGGCCCCCCCGCGGCCCAUGGAGAUGGACAUGGAGCUGGAGCACAUGGAGGAGGGGGACCAGGAGGCCGUGUGGUCCUACCCCACCUGCCCUGACGUGGAGGAGUGCCGGCUGGGCCUCCACAACUGCCACCCCUUUGCCACCUGCGUCAACACGCCCACCUCGUACGAGUGCCACUGCGAGAGGGGCUACACUGGAGACGGUACCCUGCACUGCAACCAGACAUGCUAUAACGAGUGUCGUGAGGGCCAGUGCAGCGGCAGCCCCAGGUUCGAGUGCGAGUGCUCCCUGGGCUGGACCUCUGACCCGGCCACGCUGGUGCUGAGCGGGGUGGAGUGUGACGUGGACUGUGGCUGUAACUUCCACAGCACCUGCAUCACCGCUCCAGGCAUCUGCGACCAGUGCCAGGAUUGGACCACGGGGCCCCAGUGUGAGCACUGUCGCCCGGGGAGCUUUGGCUCGGCUCUGGCCAGCGGGGGAGGCUGCGUGCCCUGCCAGUGUAACGGCCACGGGGACCCCCAGCAGGGCUACUGCCACAACCAGACGGGCCAGUGCUACUGCACACACCACACCCAGGGGGCCCACUGCGAGGCCUGCCUGCCAGGCUACUACGGAGACCCCAGUGAUAACGGCACCUGUUUCCGUCAGUGUCAGGGCCGCUCCGUGCUGCUGUCCUCCUCCUCCUCCUCCCCCCUGCCCGUGUCCUCCUCUCUGGGGUGGCGGGGGGGCGUGGGGGGCAGGGGCGGCCUGUCCCACUGCCUGUGGGUGCUGUCCGUGUCGGAGACCCUGACCCCCUGCCUGCCCGGCCAGCUCUGUCCCCCUGUGGCUCUCACCCUGCACCCUGACUCCCAGACGCAGUGCAGUAGCUCCUAUGUCUACGUGUUUGACGGCCUGCCUCAAUUCCUGGCCAACGGGGCGGUGCACUCCGACCACAACCUGAUUGGUGCUUUCUGUGGGACGACCCGGACUCAGCCAACCACUGUGGAGGCCACCUCGGGUGUUAUCUCUGUCUACUUCGAGGCCAACGUGUCAUCGGACCGGCCCCAGGGCUUCAACGCCUCUUUCUGGGUGCGUCGCUGCCGCCAGGGCCAGGAGGAGACGGAGGAGGGGGCGCCGGUGUGCCAGGGGGUGGCCCAGUGCCGCGGGGGCCUGUGCCAGUGUCCCCACGGUUACGGAGGGCCUCACUGCGACAGGCUGCUGUGCCCCCAGGACUGUGGGCUAGCAGAGGGCCGGGGGUCCUGCAACAUGUCUCUGGGAGUGUGCGUGUGCUCUGAGGGCUGGGCUGGCUCUGACUGCUCUGCUCCAGUGGACUCCAGUAGCCUGGUGUGGGAAACUCUACUGGACACACAGCUCACGGCGAACCAGGCCCACAGGUUCCUCCACAGAAUGGGCCACACCCUGGUGUCUGGGCCCCAGGGGAACCUGUGGAUGUACGGGGGACUCUCUCUGUCUGAGGGCAUCCUGGGAAACGUUUACAGGUACUCGGUCAACGACCGUCGCUGGACUCAGAUGUUAACCAGCUCGGUGGACGAGAGCUCCGCCCCCAGACCUCGCUAUUACCACGCCUCCGCCCUGCUGGCCAAUCGCGAGCCUCUCUCACCGAGUCACAACAUCAUGCUGGUGGUGGGCGGGAUCACCCAGAAGGGAGUGGCGAAUGACACGUGGAGCCUGAACCUCAGCAGUCUGGUGUGGAGGCAGUACAAGAGCUCGCUGCAGCCCCCAGUGGCGGGCCACUCGCUGACGGUGCGGAGGGACUCGUCUGUGCUGCUCAUCGGCGGUUAUUCUCCAGAGAACGGCUUCAACCACCACCUGCUGGAGUUCAACCCCCACUCUGGAAACUGGACCAUCGCCCCCCACACCGGAACGCCCCCUACAGGCCUGUACGGCCACUCGGCGGUGUACCACGAGCAGACUGACGCCGUGUACGUGUUCGGAGGCUACCGCUUCAACGUGGAGACAGUGGAGCCCUCAGGGGAACUGUACAGUCUGUACUACCCCAACCUCACCUGGUCUCUGCUGGUCCCCUCACAGGGCAGUAAGGUAGGUGACCUCACACACACACUCAGCCUCACCUGGUCUCUGCUGGUCCCCUCACAGGGCAGUAAGGUAGGUGACCUCACACACACACUCAGCCUCACCUGGUCUCUGCUGGUCCCCUCACAGGGCAGUAAGGUAGGUGACCUCACACACACACUCAGCCUCACCUGGUCUCUGCUGGUCCCCUCACAGGGCAGUAAGGUAGGUGACCUCACACACACACUCAGCCUCACCUGGUCUUUGCUGGUCCCCUCACAGGGCAGUAAGGUAGGUGACCUCACACACACACUCAGCCUCACCUGGUCUUUGCUGGUCCCCUCACAGGGCAGUAAGGUAGGUGACCUCACACACACACUCAGCCUCACCUGGUCUCUGCUGGUCCCCUCACAGGGCAGUAAGGUAGGUGACCUCACACACACACUCAGCCUCACCUGGUCUCUGCUGGUCCCCUCACAGGGCAGUAAGGUAGGUGACCUCACACACACACUCAGCCUCACCUGGUCUCUGCUGGUCCCCUCACAGGGCAGUAAGGUAGGUGACCUCACACACACACUCAGCCUCACCUGGUCUUUGCUGGUCCCCUCACAGGGCAGUAAGGUAGGUGACCUCACACACACACUCAGCCUCACCUGGUCUUUGCUGGUCCCCUCACAGGGCAGUAAGGUAGGUGACCUCACACACACACUCAGCCUCACCUGGUCUCUGCUGGUCCCCUCACAGGGCAGUAAGCCCAUGUUCCGUUACUUCCACACAGCGGCCCUGAUGAAAGACACCAUGGUGGUAGUGGGCGGGAGGACCGAGGACGAGGACUACAGCAACUCUGUGUCCCUCUACCAGAUCAACUGUAACACCUGGAUACAGCCUGCAUCGGCGGUGGGCGAACCGAUCAACCGCUCUGUGUCCCUGGCCAUGGCGGCGUGGGACGGGCGCCUGUUCCUCUCGGGGGGGUUCAACGGGGUGACUCUGGGGCGCCUCCUCACCCUGACCGUGCCCUCGGAGCCCUGCGCCCUGCUGCUGACCCCCGAGGCCUGCAACGGCACCACGGGCAGCUGCGUGUGGUGCCGGGGCAGCUGCACCUCCGCCGAUGUGGCCGAAAGGACCGGCUGUGCCAUUGGCCAGUCGUCCUGCUCCCCCACGCCCCGCCUCCAUGACCAGUGUCGCAGGCUGAAGACCUGCAGCGAGUGUCUCGCCAGGCACCCCCGAAUCCUCUCUAGCCACUCCCAGCUGGCCCCGCCCUGCAAGUGGUGCACCAACUGUCCGGAGGGCGCCUGCAUCAGCAGCUCCGUCAGCUGCACGUCGGAGCACGACUGCAGGAUCAACCAGCGGGAGAUCUUCCUGUCCAGCAACUGCACGGAGACCAGCUGCGACGCCUCCGACUGCCCCAAGUGCACCGCCUCGGGGAAGUGCAUGUGGACGCGCCAGUUCAAACGCACGGGAGAGACCAGGCGCAUCCUGAGCGUGAACCCCACCUACGACUGGACGUGCUUCAGCUACGCCCUCCUCAACGUGUCCCCCAUGCAGGUGGAGUCGUCCCCGCCCCUGCCCUGCCCCACCCCCUGCGACCAGCUCCGCAACUGCACCCUCUGCCUCAACUCCAACGGCUCGGACGGCGGCUGGCAGCACUGCGUGUGGAGCAUGGCCCUGCAGCAGUGCAUGAGUCCGUCCUACGUGCCGCUGCGCUGCGAGGCGGGCCAGUGCGGACGCCUGCUGUCCAGAGGAGACUCCUGCUCGCCCCAGUGUGCCCAGCUCUCCCAGUGUUCCCAGUGCAUCGCCAGGCCCCAGUGUGGCUGGUGCGCUGCCAGGGGAGCCAAUGGGGUGGGCCGCUGCCAGCAGGGAGGGCUGGAUGGUGUGAGCGAGGGGGUGUGCCCCCAGAGGAACAGCAGCUGGUCCUUCCUGUUCUGCCCCGAGGAGGACGAGUGCGCCAACGGCCACCACGACUGCAACAGCACCCAGGACUGCCACGACAUGCCUCAGGGCUACCACUGCACCUGCAAGCACGGCUACCUCCUCAGCAGUGUGUCGGGCCAGUGUGAGCCGGUGUGUGCGCAGGGCUGUGUGAACGGCUCGUGCGUGUCCCCAGGGGUGUGUCAGUGUCACUUUGGCUUCGUGGGGGAGAACUGCUCCUCUCAGUGCCGCUGCAACAAGCACAGCAACUGUGCCAACGUGUCCCGGCCAGACGUGUGCCUGGAAUGCCACAACAACACCAUGGGCCCCCACUGUGAGAAGUGCAAGCCUCUGUACGUGGGCUCGGCCCUGGGCGGGGGAACAUGUCGCUCCUGCAGGGAGUUCUGCCGGGGGAACAGUGCUGUGUGUCUGUCCCAGGACCAGCACAGGAAGGCACUGGAGAACCCCCACAACCACCCGCUCGACCCUGACAGAAUCUUGCAGUGGGUGUCGGAGGGCCCCACGGAGGACAGCGCAGUCUGUGUGAGCUGUCAGAACAACAGCGUGGGGGACAAGUGUGAGAGCUGUCUCAGCGGCUUCUUCCUGCUCCAGGGGAAGUGCGACAAGUGUCAGUGUAACGGCCACGCGGACACGUGUAAUGAGAACGACGGCACAGGUUGCCCCUGCCAGAACAACACAGAGACAGCAGCCUGCCUCAGCAACUCACAGAGCGACAAGAAAGACUGCUACCGCCUCCAGUGCGCCAAGUGUAAAGAAACCUUCAACGGCACGCCCGUGAACGGCCGCCAGUGCUACCGGCAACUCAACGUGGACAGCGACGCCUGCUUCGACCCCACCUCCCAGACCAGCUGCUUCCACGAUCCCACCAUCCGCAACCUGCCCCGCGGACGCACCGUCUACUUCUCGGCCCAGCCCAAGUUCACCAACGUGGACAUACGGGUCACCAUCGACGUCACCUUCGGCGAGGUGGAAGUCUACGUGUCCAACUCCCACGACACCUUCAUCGUGGAGGUGGACCGGCAAACGGGCGUGCACGUCAUCAAGAUCGAGGACGAGACGGCGGGCCGAGGAGGAGCAGCCGGAGGGAGGGACUCUCCCCCGUCCCCCAUGAAAGUCUACGCCAACUCCUCGUCCGUCCUGGGGGGCCCCAUCCUGCCCGGCAACCCCCUGCAGCUCCAGGCCAAGGGCCCGGAGCGCGUGGUGAGGGAGGAGCGUGCGGAGGGCCUCAUCUCCUACAUCACGGUGUGGAAGCCCCAGACGGUGCUGAUCGUGCGCGGCGUCCGCGACCGCGUGGUGGUCACCUUCCCCCACGAGGUGCACUCGCUCAAGUCCAGCCGCUUCUACGUGGCCCUGCGGGGGGUGGGAACGGACGAGAGGCAGGGGGAGUCCCAGGGGCUGCUGUUCCUCCGGCAGGACCAGGCCCACAUCGACCUGUUUGUCUUCUUCUCCGUCUUCUUCUCCUGCUUCUUCCUCUUCUUGUCGGUCUGCGUCCUCCUCUGGAAGGUCAAGCAGUUCCUGGAUUUCCGCCGCGAGCAGAGACGCCACAUCCAGGAGAUGACCAAGAUGGCGUCGCGACCCUUCGCCAAGCUCACCGUUUACCUGGAGCCCGACGAGCCCCAGCUCAUCUACCUGCCCUCCACGGGGGGCGGAGGGGUGGGGGGCAGCACCGUGUCCUUGGCCCACGCCCGCACCGGCAAGGUGGUGGUUGGCCAGAGGGGCAGGACGGGAGUGGUGUCCUACAAGAACGACCCGGCCUCCGGCCCUGUCGCGCACCACCACCACCACCUCACCGUGGGCGGGGGGGGCAACAGCGGGCAGCACCUGCCCCUGCACUACCUGAACACCCACCACUACGCCCCCACCACCACCAGCACCCCUGCCUCCCACCACCACCACCACCCGUCCUCCCACAGCGGCUACCAGCACUUCUGCCGCUCUGACCCCUUCCUCUCCCAGCUCAUGGGCUUCUCCUACUCCACCUUCAAGGUGGGGCCCAUCACCCUGGAGCCCACAGACGACGGCAUGGCCGGCGUCGCCACGGUGCUCAUCCAGUUGCCGGGGGGCAUCCUGGCACCCAACCGCGCCUGCCUAGGCUCCGCCCUCGUCACCCUGCGACAGAACCUUCAGGAAUAUUGCGGCCACGGCAACGGAGGGGGGCACCCUGGGACUAGUGGGGGACGCAAGGGCCUGCUGGGGCAUCAGCACCUCACCACUAUGGCUAUGUAGAGAGGGAGAAGAGGGAGGGUUUGGUGACAUGUACAGUAGGUAGAAAAGAGAUUCAUUAUGUGAGGGAUCAAAAAAAACAAGUUAAAAAACCCUGAAGGUCAAUGAAAGCGUCCAGUAAGAAGUAAUGUAUAAAGUAUGGAACGUUUCCCUGUAAAUACUCUGUACAUUUACUGAGUGUCUUUUUUCUUGGAAUAUAUAUUGCUAUAUUCCAAUGCUUCACAUGUCCAAGCCAGCUGCAUAGAAUGCACUACAACAGCUAUACGUAUCUGCUGGACAAAGUUGCAUCUUGCCUGUGUGUUCACCAUGGAGGUUUUGAAUGCAGUCGCCGGUCCAGGCUCACACAGAGACUUUUGCUGGAUGCCUGAAUGACUCCCGCUUGCAUCGGAACCAACGUGCUUUAAACCCAAAAAGUGACAAUCGAAAUUGGCGUUUUGAUUGAAUUAGAGGCAGGGGGGACCAGUUCACCUGAAUGUGCAAAAUGCGAUUGUUGUUGGUUUUAAGAUAGAAGACAUAAAAAAAAGAGUAACAUGAAUAGUAAUUUAAUGAGUAAGGCUUUAAAGCUCAACAUCAAUGUUGUUUCUCCUGAGUAUAUUUUGUCAUAUUCUUUUACAUGCCCUGUUUAUUGUUGAUGUGCACAUCUCCACUCAUUUGCCUUCAAUUCUUGCCUUGUUUGUGAGUCAUCAUGCUUACAUUUAAACACUACAGUUUUGUAUGAUAUCGUGCAGUUUAAAGAGGACCUAACACAAAUGACAUAUAUUUGACAAAAUUCACUAACAUGAGGGUUAAGUGGAUUCGGUUUCCAAUUGAGGAUUAACUUUCUAUGAUAUCAGCAUCUAAUUUAAUUUAUAAAUAGAAAAUACAUGCACACAACGCUUUUUUACUAUGGAACUCCUGCAGGAAUGAAGGAUGUAGAUGUGGCCUAUGACACAUGUUUCCUUCUUGACAUUUUGGACUUCAUCCUCUUCGUAAGAAAUGUAUGAAUGACGCUUGAGCGGGUUGGUUUCCUGGGGAUUGUGCUUUUGAAUUGGUUGUGGAGAUGGAAAUCAGCUGUUGGAAAAUUCCAAUUUGAAAAUGGUUUUGUAGAUGUUUUCAAAAUGUUGUGAAGAAAAAGGGAUAAAAAAAGUUCAAAGUUGUGUCCUCCUGGUGAGAGAUUUGUGACUGAGGUAGUGAAAUCUAACGUGAUGGAUUGGGAAAGCAUAUCAGUAUUGUUUAUUAAGGAGUCUGUUACUUUUGUUUUUUUUCUGUCUUUUUUUGCACUGCGUGGAUACAAACAUACUUCCCAAACAUGUGAAUCACUAAAAGGAUCCCUUCAGUGAAAGGGUUGACUUUAGUUAUCAUGAAAAAAAAUUAUAGUGGAAUUACUUUUGGGAAAGAUUGAAUUAUGAAUGGUGCUACUAGAAAUAGAAAGUCAUUACACGUUGGGUUUUUUCAUUGUUGCUUGUGCAUGUAGCAGUCCUUUUGAGUAUUAUGGUCCAGUUCAAUUGAUAUUGUCACGCUAUUUAUAACAGUCCUCCUUUCCAGUCACAAGCAUUUGUGUAUUAUGGUUUCCUGAUUUCUUUGUUAAAAUGUUAACAUAAUUUCUCAUGUUUUUAUACAUUAUUUUCAUUGCUCUGCUGUUGUAGUUCUUUUUAAAGAAGGGAACAGUUCUGUACAGAAGAUGGUCAUGUUGCCCCAAUAUGUCCUAGUGAAGAGUAGGCCACAAUAAAAUCUGUGAAAGUC